Messenger RNA from Coffea eugenioides, 2120 nucleotides. RefSeq names its product CLK4-associating serine/arginine rich protein-like. The coding region runs from base 241 to 1941 and encodes 566 amino acids. The transcript has 13 exons. The record is from RefSeq and is a predicted model, not a curated record. NCBI's taxonomy places the organism in Eukaryota, Viridiplantae, Streptophyta, Magnoliopsida, Gentianales, Rubiaceae.
GUCUCGUCCUCAGCUUCCGCUAGCUUAUUGUACACACAUACUGACAAUUGUUCGCAGAUUUUCUCAUUGUUCUUCACUUCUUCCUACUCCCAUGUAUGACUGCUUAAAAUGACUCCCGGGGAUUAGGGUUUCUGAUUCCCAAUUGAAAUUCCAAAUUUCAAUUGAAAGAACAAAAAAGUUACCAUCAAACCGGGAACUUGGGGCCGGACGGUGACUGUGAUAACCGAUUUGAUCGGAAUUAUGUGGCACGAAGCGAGGCGGUCGGAGAAAAAGGUACAUGACAUGAUGGACGCGGCUCGGAAGCGGGCUCAGAGACGCGCUGUCUACCUGGCUAAGAGGCGCGGCGACCCGCAGCAGUCUAUCCAAGCCGUCGGAUCUCGCUGCCGUAUCUAUCGUGACGAUGCUCUCUACCAUGCCACCCAGGAUCAGCAGGGCCUGAUUCCAUGGAACGGAAAGCAGGAUAUUUUGAUUGACAGAUUUGAUGGUCGUGCUUUGCUUGAUUUUAUUAGAGAUUCUAGUUCGAGACAUAUUCGGGUUCCUGAGAAGUCUGAAGAAGAGGAAGAAUUAGAAGAGUUUGUUAAUUUUGAGCGUUAUCGGGAUUUAAUUAAGCAUCGGCGUAGAGGAUUUGCCGAUGAUGAAGCUUUGCAACAUGUUGAUCAAGAGAUUGAGGCUAAGAUCAACCCUUUUGGAUCAGACAGAUCUCAUCCUCCCCAGCCAGUGGCAAACAAGGGGUCAUAUUCACAAGUUGGUUUCUCUUAUGAUGGAGAUGGGAAAGAGGAAACCCACGACUCAGAUGGUGAGGAAGAGGAUGAAGAUGAAGACGAUGAAGAUGAUGAUGAGUUUAACAGUGAUGACAGCAAUGAUGUGGGAAUGGAGUCAAUUGCAAAGGAAUUUGGUGUUAAGCGCUAUGGAUGGCUUGUAUACAUGGAUAAGAAGGCUAAAGAAGAAGAAAGGAGGCAGAAAGAAGUUAUCAAGGGAGAUCCUGCAAUUAGGAAGCUGAGUCGGAAGGAAAGAAGAAAGGCUUCUCAGAUGGAAAGAGAAAGGGAAAGAGAAGCAUCUCGCAUUACUGGUACUAGAGUACUUCACCGUGAUCCUUACCGUGAGCCCAGAAGAAGCCCUACUUAUGAAGCUUAUUCACGUUCUAGACGGUCAAGGUCAAGGUCUAGAUCUUACUCACCUUCCCACUCAAGGCGCAAUGCUCGUGGAAUGCAUUCUGAUGAUGUUCAUCGAAGCAAAGAUAGAGCUCCUAAGAUAGAGUAUAUAACAGAGUUUGGAGGGUCUGAUGGAAAUGAACCAAAAUUUGAAGGAUAUUCUCCACCACCAUCUCCUCCAACCCAAGCUGAUGCACUGAACCGGCCAUCAUCUGGUCGCAUACUUGAGGCUCUCCAUGUAGAUCCUGCAUCUGGUGUAUCUCUUGACAAGGAAAAAAAUGCCAAAUUGUUGAAACCACCAGCAAGCACAUCCUCAGCGUUAGCCAAAUUAAGCAAGGCAACUAGCAGUGGCAGCCUCACUAAGCAACAGGUGGAGAAGAAGGAAACGCCACAAGAGCGGCUAAAACGGAUUAUGAGCAAGCAACUAAACAAACAAAUUAAAAAAGAUACAGCCGUUGAAAUGGCUAAGAAAAGAGAACAGGAACGACAGAGGCUUGAAAAACUUGCAGAAACAAGUCGUGUUAGUCGAUAUCGUCAUCGCAGUCGAAGUAGAAGCUACAGCCGAUCUCCUUCCAGAAGGUAUCGUCGAAGUAGAAGUCGAAGCAGAGGUGGGGAUUCUCAACGACGUCGCUCUCGCUCCCGCUCCCGUUCUCUGUCGGGCUCCUCCUCCUCCUCGCAUUCACAUUCACGUUCACGUUCACAAUCCCGCUCUUACUCUAGCUCGCGUUCUCACUCGCGCUCUAUUUCUCGCUCUGGCUCACCUCGGGCAAGAAGGCGAUCGAGAUACUGAAGAUUAAUUUUGAAAAGGGAUGCAGAUCAUUAUGUGCUAGUGUCUAUGUUGGAGUGUGGUUUGAGUUGAAAAAUUCAUCUAUUUGGGAUUCUCUUAUUUUUCUUUUCCCCUUUAAAUGUAUUAACUGAAGUAAUUAGAGUAUAUAGAUAAUGAAAUUUCCCUGUGAAUUUCUGUUCUCA